Molecule: messenger RNA, 411 nt
Organism: Formica exsecta
Lineage: Eukaryota; Metazoa; Arthropoda; Insecta; Hymenoptera; Formicidae
Product: YTH domain-containing protein 1-like
Exons: 2
Coding region: 1-411 (136 amino acids)
Source: RefSeq, a predicted model, not a curated record
AUGGAUAAAGAAGAGGACAAGGACGAGAUAUUGGAGACUGUGGAAGAUAGGCGUGGACGAGGAUUUAACGAUGGAGGAGAGAAGAAUGAGAUGGAGGAUGGUAGAAAAAGCGAAGAUGGAAAGAGGGUACGGAAGAAGCGUGGUGAAUUAAAUGAACCAGAUUAUUUAUCAAUUACCGAAAAAGCUUUAAUACAUGAUCAUUCUAAACAAAAUAGAAUUCAAACAAGAAGACAAACAGCAAGACAAAAUAUUGAGCAAAAUAUAAUAACUGACGAGCUGCAUAACGACGAGGAAGAGAUUGAUGAAAUCGAAGAAAGAAACGAUUCGCCUGAUAAAAAUUGUGAUAGUGAAAAGGAAGACGAAGAAGAAAACGAACAAGAUAUUAGUAGUGAUAUAAGGCCGGAUCUCUAA